Molecule: messenger RNA, 14101 nt
Organism: Branchiostoma belcheri (Belcher's lancelet)
Lineage: Eukaryota; Metazoa; Chordata; Leptocardii; Amphioxiformes; Branchiostomatidae
Product: sacsin-like
Exons: 10
Coding region: 1-13419 (4472 amino acids)
Molecular function (GO): Hsp70 protein binding
Source: RefSeq, a predicted model, not a curated record
AUGGCACACCGACACAAAUUUGGCCAGAAGACCCCGCCGUUGUAUAAAUACAUACAGGACAUUCUCAUAAAGUAUCCAGACGGGGGCCAGAUUCUGAAGGAGUUGAUCCAGAACGCCGAGGAUGCCGGAGCCAGCGAGGUGCGAUUUCUGUACGACCAGACCCAGUACGGGGAAAAGACACUCCGCUCUCCCAAGCUGGUGCCGUGUCAGGGCCCGGCCUUGUGCGCUUAUAACGACGCCUGCUUCACCGAGGAGGACUGGGAAAAUAUCCAGAACUUAUCCAUGAGCGUGAAGAAAGGCGACCCCAUGAAGAUAGGUCGGUUUGGGCAGGGAUUCAACUCCGUGUACCAUCUUACAGAUCUGCCCAUGAUCCUGAGUGGAAGCCGUGUCGCCAUACUGGAUCCACACAAGAACAUCUUUCUUAUAGACGGCGAAUUGCAGAGCGGCUGCGAUUGGCAUUUGAUAGACGAUGCUGAGGAGAUGGAGCGCCUACAAGACCAGUUCUCUCCUUUUAAGAACCUCUUUGAGUUUGAAGGUGCCGAAGAUCCUUUCAAAACCGGAUUCUUCGAUGGCACGAUCUUCAGGUUUCCCUUGAGACAGAAGCCGUCAAAAAUCUCUGCGACCCUCUACGAUGAUGGCAAGAUUGUGGACUUGUUCGACUCUUUCAAGUCAGAUGGCGACAUUGUCCUGCUGUUCCUGCAUCACGUACGGUCUGUCAAGCUGAUUUCCAGAAAAGAUUCGGGUCAAAGCGCCACAGAGUACCGCGUUUCCAUGAGCAACCCAUCUGAACAUGAAAGGGCCUCCCGUUUCCACGCCGACGUGGAAAAAGCUCUGAAGGUACCAGUAGACAACCGAGAGACCAUCGUCAAUACAUGUCGAUUCUCAAUGACAGUAGACGGUCUACCUACCCAAGACUGGCUCGUCACAAACUACGUGAAGGGACGGGGGAUCUCAGAAGAGGCACAGAAGCUGUCCGAAGAGCUGAGCUUGCUCCCGUGGGUGGGAGUGGCGAUGCCGAUGGCCGCUGGUGGAGGCAGGAAGCUUGACGGGCGGACGUUCUGCUGCCUGCCGCUGCCUGAAGAACCGUCGCUGUCCACCGGCCUGCCUGUCCACGUGCACGGCUUCUUCGGCGUCAGCGACAACAGGAGGAGUCUGAAGUGGACAGGGACGGACCAGAAGAGCGACUCUGCGGCGAAGUGGAACGAGGUUCUGGUACGUGAGAUCCUGCCGUCUGCCUACGCCCGCCUCGUCACGGACGCCACGCACUGCUGUGACAGAGACGCCCUCUACCGGGCGCUCCCGGACAUGCACCACACUGCUCAGCACUGGAAACCAGCUCUCCGACCGUUCUUCAACAUUGUACUCAACCAGAAGGUUGUGUGGACACCUGCAAACGAUGGAAAGUGGAUCACCCCGAAAGACGCAGUCUUCAAUAGGACGUCUGUUUCAACUGCGGUUCUAGACUACUUGGUCGGUGCCGGACUAGAUGUGGUGGAGCUGCCGAAACACGUCAUGCAGGCAGUCGACCACACCUUCUCCCGCUCCUCUCUCAACGAAGUCACUCCGGAGCUGCUGAGAACAACCAUGAAGAGAACGGGCGUGCAAAACUGGCUGAGAGAAUACAAACUGGCCUGGCUAGAGUACGCGCUCGACGAUAAGAAGUAUGCCGCAAUGGAAGGGAUCGAACUCCUUCCGUUGGCCGACAAGACUUUCACUACAUUUUCAACAAAACACGACAAAACAAUCUUCAUCGACUCUGAGGAGCAUCCCAGGACCCUUCUCCCGGGUCUCAGUGGGCGAUUCCUGGAUACGGACAUCGACAACCCUACCCUACACCACCUGCAGAAGGCCGCGAGAGAGGCAGAGGGAAAAGCACGCACCGGCCAGCCCUGCCUCCAACUACGUCAUCUCACCCCGCAGCUUGUUGCCAGUCACCUGAGAGACGCACUGCCGCCUGAUUGGUUACAGGUAAGUCACGUGACUUGGUACCUCGGCGCGCGUUCACAGCAGCCCUCCGCGGAUUGGUUACCCCAACUAUGGCAGUAUCUAAAAGCUCACUUUGCCGAAGAUCUCAGUCCCUUCGUCGGCCUCCCUAUCCUCCCCGUAGUCGGGACGAAUGCGACUCAUAUGGUCCGACUCGAACAGCCCUCGACGGUCAUCCGUCCCAAAUAUGGUGAAACGACGAUGCCUGACGUCAUCAAGAACCUUGUUCGUGACGUGGGCGCGAAGGUGCUCGAGGGCGAACCGCCUUACCUGAACCACCCGAGGCUUGAGGAGUUUAUUCACCGCUGUACCCCACAAGGGCUGCUGAGGCUUCUGAUUGCCGUCGGGGCGGACAAAGUUGUCCCAAAAGUUGGCGCGUUGAGCGCCGAAGCUAAAGGCGCGUUGCGGGCUUUCUUUGCCAAGGGGGACAGUCUUCACGACACGGAGCGCAGACUGCUGGCCAAACUGCCCAUCUUUGAAGCUGUCGAUGAUUCAAACUUGAAACCAAGAUACCUGGCAGCCUUGGGUCCCGGAGGGAACAUGCGACAGAUCGCUCCAGACCUCACUACUGACCCACUCACUAAAGGUCUAUCCUUUCCCACAACCCUCAUCGUCACUAGAGACCUGGAAUCACAGACGAUUGGGCAGCUUCUUGGACUCCAACAUUUGAGUACAACAGAGCUUUUGGCGGGGAUGAUAGAGAAGGUUCGCCGCGGCGACUACACCACAGAACAGACGGACUCUCUCAUGCUGUGGAUUCUCAAGAGGCUCCAUACCUUACAGGCAACGGGCACGGACCCGAGCAUCCUUAAGAAAAUCCAAACUUUGCCAUUCGUGACAAGCAACAGCAACACCAAAGUGGCCCCGACCGAGCUGUUCAGCCCGGAAGAGACGGACUCUGGUGUGUUACUGGGCGAACCAGUCUUCCCAGGACCUCCCUACGCAGAGAAGGCUAUACUGGCACCUCUGCUGCUGCUUGGAAUGCGACAAAAGGUUUCUGCACAGGACAUUCUACGCAGUGCUAAGAACGUACAGACCUUCUAUGAUUCUGGAAAGUUGACCCUGCCUGAUACAAAACGAAAGGCCGCUAAAAUCGUGUCUGUUCUUGAUCACAGGAUGUUGACGACUCUCGUGAAAGGCGUGUUCCUUAAAACUGCACUCAUGGACGUGAGCUUCUUACCGGUCUGCUCAGAGAGACCCAGCUCCUAUCUGCCAGGGCUACAGUGGUAUCCUGAGGCAAACAACGCCGCGUUUGUAAGCCCAAGAGAUGCUCGAGGUUCGGAGUGUGCAGAGCUCGUCGGCGCGACCAUGCCGAUUGUUGAUGACGGGAGGAUAUCUGCUGAUUUUAUCUCUGCUUUCGGAUGGGACAAGGACAGACUGCCGAUCAAGAAAGUCGUCGAGCAACUCAAAACAUUAUGCAUCCACUACAGAGAGUCAACACGUCCUGACAAGCACCGUGUUGUACAGAUGUUGACGAAAAUCUAUCAACACAUCGACGCCAGGUUGGCAGCAGGAGAGACAUCGGCCUCGGCUGCCCUGCGGUUACUGUCAUCCCCAGGUUUCCCUCCUUGGGUCUGGCAGGGUGACGGUCUGGCAGCAGCGAACGCAGUGGCGCUGACCUCCCCAUUCAACUUCAGCCUGGCACCUUACAGAUUCAUUCUGCCAGAGGAUCCGGAGUUCCGCGACUUCGAGCAGAUGUUCAAAGGCGCUGGCGUCAAAGAGAGCCUUAAUCAAACGGACCUGGUGGAAACGUUGCAAGAAAUUAAUCAACAAUCCACGCCAAAGAUGUCAACAGAAGUAGAAAGAGAUCUGAAGUUAUCCGUGGACAUCAUAGGCUGGUUAGUCCACGACCCAGACAUCCAUGGAGAGGUGCAAGAGAGGAUGUUGGUUCCCAUAGCAACGAAGGACAGCACUUGUGUGGUGCUGGAACCCGUGAGCGAGUGCACGUACAACGAUGAAUCUUGGAGCGAUGCGCAGGACAUACUCGAUGAGGAUGAGGGAUUCAAGCUUCUCCACGAACUGAUACCGUUAGACACAGCACAACGACUCGGGGUGCCGUCUCUCAGCCAGCGAGUCGUCGAUGCCGAGGAAUUUGGGUUCGACCAGUGUGGGCAGUACGAGAAAGUCACACAGCGUCUCAAGAACAUAUUGAAUGACGACCCCGGGGGUGCUGGGAUCUUCAAAGAACUCAUUCAAAACGCGGACGACGCCAGAGCAACGGAAGUGAAGUUCCUUGUCGACUGGCGGAAGAACGAAGAAUCCAGAAAGGAUCUGAUCGACAAAGGCAUGGAGGUGUGCCACGGACCGGCGUUGUGGGCGUACAACAACGCCACGUUCAGUGAGGAGGACUUCAAGAAUAUCCAGAACCUAGGAGGGCAAACAAAACUGGAGGCCCUUGAGAAGGUGGGCAGAUUUGGGGUUGGCUUCAAUUCUGUGUACCUUGUUACAGACGUCCCGAGUUUUGUGAGUGGAAGUCGAGUCAUGUUCUUUGACCCACACGCCACGCACCUCUCAAAACACAUCAAAGACAAGUCUAAACCGGGAAUCGGACUUGACCUGCAGAAGAACAAAAGGCUGGCAAGGUUCAUAAACCAGUUUAAACCGUUCCAGGGUGUCUUUGGUUACAGCACCAGUACUCCCUACCGCGGAACUCUGUUCAGGCUCCCGUUAAGAACACCACAGGAAGCAGCCGUAAGCGAGAUUAGCGCCGAGUCGUACAGUACGCCUGACAAUAAAAACUUGAAAAAGGUAACCGAAAGCUUCAAGGAAGGCCUGAAAUCUCUCAUACUCUUCACCCAGAAUGUCAGACAAGUAACGAUGUACACCCUGGAUGAGUCCGAAGACCCUUCGAGCAUGGUUGAAACGCUCCAUGUCUCAAAGUCACCCGUGAAAUAUUUGCGUGAAAUGCAGAUUCAGUCGCCUUCUCACAGUCACAAAAUGACUGACAAAUUCCAAUUCCAAAGCAACUGUCUGUUGGCGACGUCGGAAGUCGUGAAACGCCAAGGAACCAUCAAGACGAAUUCGAAGGACUGCCUGGAAACAUCAAUGAUUGUCAAAGUAACCUGCCGACAAAAGGAGGGCAAAGACAUGAGUGAGGAGUGGAUCAUAUCGUCCUGCAUGGGUACAGAAAUGUCCGAGAGAGGGAAGACUGAAGGACUUGUUCCAUGCGGCGGUGUGGCAGCGUUGCUGAAGUCAAGUGAUGGCAGCCAUCAGGGCGCCUCCAAGGAUAGCCAUCCCCCAAGCGGAGAGGUGUUUUGCUUCCUACCCCUGUCUAUAAGAACAGACCUGCCUGUCCACGUGAAUGGCAGUUUUGCUGUGGCAUCCAAUCGCGGAGGACUGUGGGAGGAGACGAGCACCGACCCGAACGACCAGAAGGUGGAGUGGAACAAGGCUCUUAUGGAGGACGCUGUGUGCAAGGCCUACAUCACCAUGCUUCUAGACCUUAGUGACAUGGCAAAGAAAGGGCUGCUACUUGACAUACUAACUCCCUAUCAGUACCACAGAUUUUGGCCUAACCCCCGUCACAUUACGGGCACCUCACACUACAGCGUCCUUGUGAGAGCUUUCUACGAUGCCUUGACAUCGCAUGGUACACCACCGCCUCUGUUUGAGUCUGGGGGACAGUGGUUGAGUUUCACAUCGGCAGUAUUCCUUGACCCUGGAAUCGCGUUUAACUCAUGUGAAAACGUUGCCGCCAGGAGGGCACUGCAGCAGUGUCUUCCAGACUACACUGUCGUUGAGCUUCCCGAAUGGGCACAGCAAGGAUUCGAACAGGCCGGCUGUGCCAAGCUUCUCUCCGAUCACACAUACACAGAGGAGAGAUUCUACCGCAAACUGUUCUUCCCCAUGAUACACGAACUCUCUAACAAAACACGGGACCCCCUGAUGCUCCGUAUUUUAGGCAGGGAAAACGGAGAAUACCAUGACUUAAUCCGAACCACAGCCUGCAUUCCCACCAGCCCAAGAGGACAAGAACUGUCCUGCCCUGGAGACCUCAUACACCCCGAUGGGAAACUCUCUGCGAUGUUCCUGCCCGAGGAUCAGAGGUUUCCACAUGGUUCCAAAGACACCGCCUACCUGAAACCUUCCCGUCUGCAGGUGUUGACAGAACUGGGCAUGUGUAAGGAUGACGCGCCGUGGGAUGUCGUCAUAGAACGUGCAGAGUCGGUAGUUCGCUUGAACGAGGUCAAUCAGAAUGCAUCUCGCAAGCGAAUCGUCGCCCUGCUAGACUUCAUCGAUGAGAAAACGAGGGACAAAAGAGACAAGAAAGGACAGCAGCAGGCAGGAAAGCAAUUGUCCACCAUCCCAUUUCUACCAAUCAUGCAAAAGGCCCAUGAAUGGCCCUUUGACUGGAAAGGUUCUGAGUACCCUGCAUAUGCCCUGCUUUCUGCCGCUGAACUUCAGCCGAGCAAGAACGUUGUGAUUGCAGGCGUCUCCUGUCCGAUAAUGUGCAGUAGAAUUGUCACAACAAGGAAGGGGAGACACAGCAGCACCUACACAGUGCCACACAGCCUUAGCAGCUUUCUUGGUCUGGAAGACAAACCCCCAAACCUAUCUGAGACCCUGACAAACCUUAUGGCUAUCGUCGCCGUUGACAUGAAGACUCUCUCGAAGGAAGGUUUGGAUUGCACGAAAAAAACGUACCUCAAAACAUGUCAACACCUCCAGAAGCUUUGUAAAGGGUCAAAAUGCAAUGAGAAUGAGAUAGCUACAAGGCUGUCCAAGACUCCGUUCAUCAUGAUCAUGAGCCAGACGGCGAAGAGAUUUCUCCUCCCGUCAGACGUGUCCUUUGGCUUGAAGUUCUCUUGUGCGCCUUACCUGUACCGCGUACCGGACGAACUGGCCACAGAACUUAGACCUCUCCUUUUGGUCUGCAAAGUCAAGAAAACGUUUGAAGCCUGCGACUUCAUUCGUGCACUUGACCACCUGAAGGAAGACAGAGGAAACAAAACGCUAGAAUCUCAUGAAGUCAACCUGGCGUUGGCACUGUUAAAGGCAGCGAGCGACCUGGAGGAAGAAGACAUCCAAAAGCGUAGCCUUUGGAUCCCGGAUGAGAGUGGGGUGUUGCGUAGGCCUUCUGGGGUAUGUUACAAUGACUGUGCCUGGAUUAAACAGAAGGAAGGUAUGGUGUUCUGCCAUAAAGGCUUGGCGAGAGACUUAGCUGUGGACAAGUUGGGAGUGAAGCCGGUACGACACAAGUCGCUGGAGGCCUACUCACACAACCUGUCUUGUUUUGGCACUGAUUUCGGCCAGGUGGAACAGUUGACCAACAGAAUCAAAAACUUACUGGAUGCUUACCCCUUCGGUAAGGAGAUCCUGAAGGAACUGCUGCAAAAUGCCGACGACGCCGGAGCAACAGAAAUCCAAUUCGUGUUCGACAAGCGUCAUCACGGCACCAAGUACAUCUUCGACGACGCCUGGAAGGACCUGCAAGGGCCUGCCCUGUGUGUUUACAACAACAGACCUUUCACGGAGGAAGACCUGACCGGCAUACAGAACCUCGGAAAGGGCAGUAAGGGGCAAGAUCCGGUAAAGACGGGAAAGUAUGGAGUCGGCUUCAACGCGGUCUACCACCUGACGGACUGCCCGUCCUUCAUGACAGGGGGAGACACACUGUGUGUUUUCGACCCGCAGCUUCGCUUUGUCCCAGGAGCGAAACAAGAGUGCCCGGGACGCAUGUUACGGGACAUCGACGCCGAACUGAGAGAGCAAUACAAGGACGUGUUUGGUUGCUAUCUCAAGGACCAGGCUGAGUUUUCGUCUCCAGACAGCACCAUGUUCAGAUUCCCUCUACGCACGGCGACCAUGGCAGAGGGCUCCGAAAUCAGCAACAAAGAAGUGACAGAGAAAACAAUCCUGGAACUCAUAGAUACAUUUAAAGAGGAAAGCUUUGAGGUCCUUCUGUUCCUCAACAGCGUGGAAAAGAUCAAGAUCUCCAUCAUUGAGACAGACGGAACCUCCAAAGAGGUCUAUCACGCUGAAGCAAUCAUUUCGGAGGAGGCAAAGCAAGAUCGAAGAGAAUUUGCCGACUACGUGGCUGAAUGCGCUCAUAGUGAAGAGCCUCUUGAAGAAUUGGCAACUCACCAUGUCACGUACAACCUGGACUUACGUGACAACAGUCAGCACCAGGAGAGCUGGAUAGUUCACCAGAGAAUCGGAUUUGAGGACAAGGACAUUCCAAACAGCAUCAAAGAGGCCCACGCAUCAAGCGAGUUGGGUCUACUUCCUAGAGGGGGAGCAGCUAUCUGCCACAAACACUGCAAACAGCCUGCUAUAUCAAAGGCUCAUCAUCAAUCAGAGAGUGAUCAAAAGUGUUAUCAUAUGGGGCCCAAACGUGCAUUUUGCUUCCUGCCACUCCCCAUAGACACAAAGCUCCCGGUCCACGUGAAUGGCCAUUUCGCCCUGGACCACGAGGCUCAGAGAAACCUGUGGAAAGACGAGAAAGGCGGGAUGAAGUCGGACUGGAACAAGACGCUGAUCAAAGAAGUCAUCGCUCCGGCGUACGCUGCGGUGCUCGAUGCGAAACGAGCAGCUGACUUUGACGAAGAACAGAAACAAUCAUCAGCGCCAAAGGCACAGAACGUCUACAAAUCACUGGAGUCAUAUCACAGUCUCUUUCCGUCCGUCUCAAAAACGGCUGAUCAGUGGAACGACCUGUCGAUAGCUUUCUACCAGCACAUCGAACGCGAACAUCUUCGUCUUCUGCCAGUUUUACGGUCUACAGCAGAUGAUUGCAGACCCAAUGAUGGCGAGCCAUUAAACAGCAGCCACAAUCAUAUGGCAUUAGAAUGGCUACCUCCAACAGGAGCUGGAAAAGAUGAGGCAUUUUUCAACACAUUGGAGUACAGAGAUGCUGGGAGCACAGAGAGCGAUAAAAAGCCCAGAAGACAGGUCCUGAAAGAGACCCUCCUGGCUUUAGGGUUUAAGCUGCUAGCCAGUCCAAACGAAAUUCUUGACGCUUUUCAGGAAGCUGAAGUUGACGUCAAAGAAGUCAAGCCGGAAUCAGUGGUCAACUUUCUUCAGACGUACGCAGACGACGACCCAUUGUGUCGUAUUGGAGCGUCGCUUCCUGCCCAGCUGUCCAGCACAAGUUUCAAAGAACCAGAGAACGUUCAAGUGGCCCUUCAUUACUGUUUGUCAUCUACAAUAGACAAAAACAAGGAACACAAACUACAUGGCGUUCCUUUGCUUCUGACGUCAGACAAAAUCCUGAGAGUCUUUGAUCUUUCUAACCCCGUGUUUGCCACAAAAUUCGCGAACCUCGUCCCAAGUGCGCCACAUUUGUUUGUAGACCGGUCGUGCCUCUCGGACCUACAACGUCAAUAUACUGAUAAGUCAGUUCUUUCCUUCGAUGUCGAGGCUUUGUCCAGCCUGCUGCCACUUGAACUGAACGAGAGUAAAUUGAGACAGGGGAACACUGUUGAAUGGAACCAGUCUCCCCCUCAAUACUGGAUAUAUCGUCUUUGGCAAUUCCUCGAUCAUGAAAUGCCAAAGAAGGAGUCAGACCAAGACACGUACCUUUCGACGAUCAAAACUUUGUUUGGAAACUGGGCUGUCUUGCCGGCUUGCACACAUUCACCGACGAUGGGACGUUACGAUGCCUCGACCUUCUCAACCUACGAUAGAAUCCCUAUGGUGCAAUCAGGGAAAACGUACAUGGUCCCACUGGGCGAGGCACACACUGUGGUGACGUUUGAUGUUAGAGCCCCAUCUUUACAGCAGAUCAAGGUGGCGAAAGCUAUGCGCAAGCUCCAUUGCCUUGAGCUGAACAUACAUAGUCUCCGUGCACCCCCGGACCGUCCAUUCAACGCCAAACCUACACAGUUGGCAAGACGUUUUGUCUCAUCUCUCACAAACCACGUAGGGAUUCUAAGAGUCUUGACUUCCCUUUUCGAUGCGCAAAGAGCCGCCACUUCAACACCUUUAGACGCUGACGACGCUACGGAACUGCUGAAGUAUUUUGAGGAAGAAGUAGACAAGCUCAAAACUGAGGAAGCGAAUUUGGACAUGUUGCGAUCCUUGCCCUUGUACAAAACAAUCCACGAGAAACUCAUCAGCCUCCGCACCACAAUACAGUGCCACGUGUUACCGGCGGGAAUCCCAACAGCCGACAUGGAUGAGUGGAUAAACCGGUCAGGCGCUGUCUUCUUGGAGGGAAACCACAGCCUCAAGAAGCUACAUACGGCCUUGGGGUGUUCAAGAAUCACAGAUGCCGAGGUGUACCGACAGUACAUCUUCCCAAACAUGGACCACCUGAGUGAUGAGGCAGUGAAGGAGCACCUUGAGUACCUAAGACAGAUGUUGAUUAGUAUGGAUACAGUGGAGAAGCAUGCACGUACGCGUGAAUCUUUGUUGGCAAGCCUACGACAUCUACGAAUCAUCCCAUCGGAAGGAGGCAGAAAGCCCGUAAGUGAUUUCUACGACGACGGCCAUCCCGUAUUCCGUGAAAUGGUCUCAGACGAAAACUUCCUUCCUGAAUACUAUCGAACGGGAAUGUGGAAAAAGUUCUUCGUCGAAAUCGGGAUUAUUCACAAGGUAAAGAAUGAAUUGUUCCUGCAGUAUGCAAGGAAAGUAGAAAACCUGGCCAGAGUAACCAGGAGCAAAGAGAGUCGCUUGACAGAGAAAUCAAACGUUUUGGUCGAGCACUUCUUCACCACGAAGACUUUGUCGGAAGGAAGUUUCAUCAAAGAAGUGUCUGGUAUCCGGUUCAUUGCACCUGUAGAGGCACGUCCUGAUCUGGUGAAACUGCAUAGUCAACAUGGAGCCAAUGGCGACGUCUUGCCCUUUGUAUGCUUCAAGGACUCUGUGCCGGAGCACAAACAAGAACUUUGCUGGACAAGGGCGAAUCUUCUGCCCAACAGCGUGAUCCAAAAGUUGCAGUACCAAGGAGAUUCCAAGGCUUUGUGUCGUCAACUUGGCAUCCAAGUACAGCCAUCAAUGGACACCGUUACAAACCACGUCACCUGCCUUUGCCAACAUUUGGCUCAUCAAAAAAACACGGAGAUGGAAGAGGGAGCAAACUCGCCCUCAGCUUGCAAAGCUCUUUGGAAAGUGAUGCUGGAAGUCUACAAGUUCCUUUCAAAGAAAGCCUCUGAGGGCGGUUCGUUGAAGAAGAAAUUAGGGAACGUCCCCUGCAUGGCGGUUGAAGAGGGCAGAAGACUUGUUCGACCAGAGCAAGUUGCUAUCAAUCUCGACCAAGAACACGAGAUUCGGCCAUACCUAUAUGGUAUGCCCAUAGAGCUUGGGCAAUACCACAAGCUUUUUGUCUCAUUAGGGGCUACAGAAAAACCAACGCCAAUGCAAUACGCAAAGGUUCUGGAAGCGCUGUAUGUCUCAUCUGGAGGCCAACCCUUGAACCCCAACGAGAAAACUGCAACCUACAGCGCCAUUUUUGGACUGUUUCGUUGCCUGAAGCCUGAGUCAUCCAUUCAGUUUGGAAAAGGAAAACCCUACAAAACACGAGAAGUGGAGGAUUCCUUUCACAAAUUACAGUGUCUGUACCUCCCUAGUCGCGAGAGCAGGCUGCUCAAAUCUGCAGAACUUGUAUUUGACGAUACCCCACAUUUCACAGACAGAGUCAAGGACGGCUUCAACUACCCUAUCCUGGUUCGCUUGGAGAACUGCCGCUUGUUUGCUGAUGAGCACGAACUGAUCGAUCGACUACCAUCUCAUCUCAGGCCCAAGAAUCUUAGCUCCCUCGUACAAGAACAACUUUGUGACGAAGACGAGCAAAUGACUUGCACGAUGGGCGCCAAUUGCGUACUGGAGUCAAGACUAGCGUCGUUAUUCUUGAGCACGUACUUUCGACAUGCCAUAGUUCGUCUAUCGAAACAUGCCCUUGGCGAAAGAUGCGACGACAAGAAGGUCAUCGCUGCAGUAGAAAAGUUUGUGUCGUCCGUUACUGUCUGCUGUAAACGAAAACUAAUCACUUGCCUUGUGUACAAGGAAUCACAGGAUCGGAUUGAAGACAGCGAGGGCACGUCUUACUGUUUCAUCAAAGACAACACCCUAUACGUGGCACAUACAGACGCAGCGUCUGAAGAGCAUGAGUCUUUUCUGUGUGAGCUAACGGAGGUCAUCAACGAUGGUCUUGGGCGUCCACUCGUAAACCUUGUGCACCUCGGGAUGGUUUUGAGUGUCAAAGAUCCAUCUGACAUUCCCAAGAAACUUGACAGGGCAAAGAUAAAGCGGUACACUUCGGGUGAGCAAGAUGACUCCCCCCUUCCUACCCUCGGCACUCCCAUUCCGGAAAUCUAUCACCACCUCCUGACGAGCAACCCAGCCCACUACUUCACGCCUGGCGACUAUGUGGGGUUUGAGGUUUACGAUACAGACUUCGAGACGGAUUCAGAAGAGGAGGAGAAAGAGUACACCAUGACGUUCCUGUACGCACAGGUCAUCAAAGAGGAGCCGACAGACACUGAACUCAAGUUCAAUAUGGGCAGGGAGUAUGUCAUAGAUGUCGGAUACAAAAAAACAGUUAGUGCGGUGGACCUCUACAAGUUUUGCCGUCCCUAUGUACCGGGUCCGCUCGUCCCGUACGAAGGGGAGACAGGCAAAGACGAUGCUUCAGCAGCCAAACCUCCUCAGAGCCUUGAAGACGCGAUGGAAGAGGUCAGCAACAUCUUGGAGGAAGCAUGGAAGCUGCCAGGAAAGGAGAGAAAGAAGGUUGUGAGACGCCUCUACCUCCAAUGGCAUCCGGAUAAGAACCCUGACAACGUCGAGCUGGCUACCGAGGUGACCAAACAUAUCCUGGCCGAGAUCAGCAGGCUUGAGAAGGGCCUUCCUAGGAGGACGAAAGGAGGGGAUGGGUCUGGAGGUGGCGACUUUGAUUUCGGAGGCAGCAGCUUCAGUAGUUCCUUCACCAGGUGGAACGCCUACGCCGGGUACCAUCGCCACCAGAGGGAGCAGUUCCACGAGCGGUACCGGGGCGGGGACUUCAGCGGCUGGCGGACCGGCUCGGGCCAGUGGGUCCCGCCUAGAUCGGACGGAGGCGGCUUCCCCAACCCGCGGGAGGCGGCUCGCUGGCAUCGCCAGGCUGCAGCAGACCUACGAGCCGCUAGGAGCAACCUGAGUGGCCCCGACGCCUCCUACGAGUGGACGUGUCUGAUGUGCCACCAGGCGGCAGAGAAAGCUCUCAAAGCUGUGCAACUGGGAAAGUUCGGCAGGUACGACAUGAUCCACCGCAUAGGCGACAUGGGGAGGGCACUAGAGGCCAGCUGCGGGGGGAAACUGGCGGGACUCGGCGAUGCCGCCAUGGAGCUGUCGUCCCUCGGCUCGUACCCUGGGUGUGAUGACGUGUACCUGAGGGCCCGCUACCCCAACCUCCACCCAGCACCGAGAGUUCCUCACGACGCGUUCACCCGUCAGCACGCGGAAAGCGCCGUCCGCCUGGCGCAGUCUAUACUGGACAAGACGGAGGACGUAUCAAACUAACAAACUAACCUACUCACCAAGCAGAUAUUUCACCCGUCAGCACGUGGAAAGCGCCGUCCGCCUGGCUCACUCUAUACUGGACAGGACGGAGGACGUAUUAAACUAACAAAGUAACCUACUCACCAAGCAGAUGUUUCACCCGUCAGCACGCGGAAACCGCCGUUCGCCUGGCUCAGUCUAUACUGGACAGGACGGAGGACGUAUUAAACUAACAAAGUAACCUACUCACCAAGCAGAUAUUUCACCCGUCAGCACGUGGAAAGCGCCGUUCGGCUGACGCAGACUAUACUGGAUAUGACACGGAGUACUGAUGUAGAUUUGUCUACAACAGCAAGUAGAUCAUUACUUUGACCAGUAAGAUUUAUUAUUCUUAGACCCUAACCUAAAACUUAACCUGCUCCGAUGUACUUAGACUAUUCUAGGCGACCGACCGAUGUCGUAGUUUACGGUGUGGAAUUCAAAUACUGCUUUGUUAAUUGUCGUGAACGUUUGAAAUACAUUUUUGUUCAUGUGUAUAUAUUGGGUGACAACACUCUUAUAUCUAGAACUGCAUUUGUAAUACUGCAGCAGCGACACCUAUCUGUAGUGGCUCAGACUAUACUGGACAGGACACAGGUUGUACUAAAGUAACAAACCUAAUCUCCUAACAGGUGGUCACGUUUCGACCUAUUAUUGACGUGUU